AGGUUCAUAUCUUCAAUUAAUUAAAUUGUUAACUAUUGUAACAAAAAAUGGGCAAAAAUAAUAGAGUAUCUCCUGACAGGCCCUUUAGAAAAAGGGAUAACUUUUUUGACAAAUCCAAACCGGAGUUUAAAGCUAAAAACAAGUUCCCCAAUAAAUAUAACAAAGCAAAACCAACAGACUUAAAACCUAAAAAAGAUUUUUUAAAACCUAGUACGAACGGCUCGAAUGAUUUCUUUGUAAAGCCUUUUUCCGCUAAAAACGAAAUAUCAAAACAAUCCGAAAAGCCAGAUAAAAAAGUUAAUACAGAAUCACAAAAAGAGCGCAGACCAUUCGAUAAAAAAGCGUGGAGGUUAAAAAAAUACAGUAAAAAGUAUAAGUUAGACCAGUGGGAAGAUAAACGAAAAAAGGCAGUAUUAAGAGGGUAUUACCGAAACCUUAAGGACGACGAGCCCAAAUUGGACGUCAAAAAAAUCUACGAAGAAAACCCAAGUGAAGAUGAAGAUGACGCGGGCAGAACAAACGAAGAAAACGAAAACAAUCUCAACAAGUCCAUCGACGACGAGAAGGAACUUCCAAUAAGCGAACCAGAAGUAUUUGAAGAACCCGCCAUAAACGCGAAACAAAAGAAAAACAAAGCCUUCAAAAAAGCCCACAUGGAGUUUCAAAGGUUAAAAGAAGAAAAGCUGAAGAAAAAGGAGGAAGUCAUGAAAGUGAAGGCGGAAAAAGAGAAAGCCAUAGAGGAAUACAAAAAGAAAAAGAAUGAGAAAUUUAAAAGGCUUAACAAAAAGACGAAAAGAGGUCAACCUAUAAUGAAAGACAGAAUCGAAAUGCUGUUGGAAAGGAUACAGCAAAAUGUCAAUAAUUAAUGUUUAUUAAAUUCUAUUAUUUUUAUUUUUUGGAUAAUAAACUUACGGAAUUUCGUUUAAAUGACUGCGUUAUUUUAAAUAAGACCUUUUAAUAUCAAAGUCAAAUAUUUCAGUUCAAAGCCGAUAUAAAUUUUACAAUAAAAAA
Messenger RNA from Brassicogethes aeneus, 1011 nucleotides. The record is from the annotation of a GenBank genome assembly. Lineage: Eukaryota; Metazoa; Arthropoda; Insecta; Coleoptera; Nitidulidae.